This is a messenger RNA of Habropoda laboriosa, 524 nucleotides long. RefSeq names its product diphthamide biosynthesis protein 4-like. Lineage: Eukaryota; Metazoa; Arthropoda; Insecta; Hymenoptera; Apidae. Gene Ontology annotation, biological process: positive regulation of ATP-dependent activity. The transcript has a single exon. Gene Ontology annotation, molecular function: ferrous iron binding; ATPase activator activity. The record is from RefSeq and is a predicted model, not a curated record. The coding region runs from base 1 to 420 and encodes 139 amino acids.
AUGAGUUUUAUGAAUUAUUAUGAUAUUCUUGGUUGUACCAAGGAAUCAACAUAUGAAGAUAUAAAACGUGCAUAUCGUACAUUAGUUUUAAAAUUUCAUCCAGAUAAAAAUACAUCAGAAUUUGAUAAUACAAAGUUUCAGUAUGUCUUAGAAGCCUGGCAUAUUCUACGUGAUCCUACAUUGAGAGCAGAAUACGAUGGUAUUCAGGAGCAAGAAGUGUUAGAUUCUGAGAGCAUUCUGAUAUAUGCCAAAAUAUCUGCUAAUGAGCUGAAAGUGAUGGAUAACGAUAAAAAUAUAUUGAACUAUCAAUGCAGAUGUGGAGGGUUCUAUUCUAUCCCAAGGGAAUACAUUCAGAAAAAAAAUCAAUCGAUACAUGUUCCUUGUUUGGAAUGUACUCUUCUUAUUAUUGUGGAAACAUAACAAUUUUCCCAUAAGGUCGCAAGAUAUGUUUAAGAUGCAAGAUAAAAAACACAAGACUUAAAAUGCAGCAACAUUUUCUAUUUCUUAUAAAAAAUGAUACAACA